CAUAUCAAGCGGUAUUGACUCUAUAUCAUAUGACUGCGAUUCGACAUCGUUUGAAGAUGCGUCUUAAGAGUUAUAUAUACAUUUUCCUGUCUCUCUCUGUUGUCUCCGGGGGAAAGCAGGACUUUGCUGUGAACGUCAACAAUGACGGCACCUACAACGUCGUUGUUCAGGGAGACGUGUGGCUGAAGAGCGCUCCUACCUUCUUCAGAGCUGAUGGUCAAGUGUUCUCCUCUGCUGAUGGAUCUCUGAAGCUGGUCAAGAACACUCAGUCUAGUGGUGUGGACGUCAUCGGGCAGUGGGAGGCCAACAGCUUCUUGUACCAGGCAGGGUCCAGUCAGAUCGAGGCCAGCUUUGUACAGUACACACCAGAUCCAAGCAUAUUCACCUACAACAAUCCCGCUUUACCGUUCAUAUUGUUCAAACAGCGUUACAUCAAUGGAGCAAACAACACCGCCUCCAACAGCAGUGACCUCACCAUUGCUGGCUUCCCUGGGUUUCUACUUCAAGAACCAACCAUUCCGUUGGGAUACCUUGGUUACGCUGGGCUGAUGUUUGGUAGUCAGGGUCUCAAGGCUGGACAAUUGGGACCAUCGUCAUUUCAAAUAGACGACGGGCUUGAGAGUGGGCCGUUAGCCAUAUUUGAUCGACUGAAGACUGCAAAUACCCUGAUUAUCUCCCCUGCAAGUCGGUUCAUGUCGUCAUCAAUAUGGCGUCAGAACGCCAGCACUGGUGGAGACAACGUCUACUGGGGCACAAUGGGCGGUGUGGAAAACGUCCCUCUUGGUGUGGAAACCAGUUUUAUCCUGUUCUGUGGUAACAAAGGUAUCAACAAGGCCUUUGUGAGUUGGGGUCAAAUUUUGCAAAGAUGGCACGGGCGAACUGACCAGUUUGUCAAGUCCGACUUCUCGAUCAAUUACCUGGGAUACUGGACAGACAAUGGAGCAUAUUACUACAAUCUGAAGGAGAAGGGAAAGAACUACCAGGACACAGUGCUUGACAUCAAGACCUACAUUGGGCAGAUCGGGGUACCCGUCAGGUACAUCCAGUAUGACGCAUGGUGGUAUCACUAUGACAACGACCAUGGGAUUAUCACGUGGUCAGCUCAACCAAGCGUCUUCCCCAAUGGAAUGCAGUGGCUUUAUAACAAGACACAGUAUCCCGUCGUAGCCCACAGCAUGUUCUGGUCCGCCAAUACAACAUAUGCAACUACUAACGGGGGCAAAUAUAAGUUCCUGAUGGACGGUCACAAGGCAGUACCAUUGGAAGAGAGAUUUUGGACUGAUCUGCUCGCUAAUGCAAGGAAAUGGGGUCUCUUUGUCUACGAACAGGAUUACCUCGAUGAUGAAUUUACCCAAAUCCAAACAUUCCUGACUGACAUUGACCUUGGCCGCCAAUGGCUGACUCAGAUGGGGAAUGGGGCUGCAAAGAACGGGCUGACCAUACAGUACUGCAUGUCCUACCCACGACAUAUGCUGCAGUCUCUGGAAAUACCUGUCGUCACACAGUCCCGUGCAAGCUUUGAUUACCAUCCAGGUUCGACCAAUUGGAGAAUAGGAGUCUCGUCACUGUUUGCCUGGGCUAUAGGCGUCACGCCUUUCAAGGACAAUUUUUGGACAACGACCGUUCAACCCGGAAAUGCAUACAAUUCCACAGAACCGUACACGUCUCUGAAUGCUGUGAUUGCAACCUUAAGUACAGGCCCAGUAGGAAUAAGUGACAUGAUUGGGCAUAUGAACAAGACACUUAUCAUGAAGUCUGUAAAUGCUGACGGCCUGAUCUUGAAACCAUCACGACCGGCGACUGCAAUUGACAACCAGUUACGGAGGAUGGCUUGGACGGACUUUGAUGGUCCUGAUGGGGAGUUGUGGUCCACAUAUUCAGAUUUUGGUGGAAAGAACAAGUACGGUAUCGUCUUGGCUGCUGAUCUAAGGGCAAGCUACAACAUGACACCGUGCAUGGCUGGAUAUCAAGGGUUUCCUAGCUCCAUGGUUUUCCCAGCCAAUAAUCCCAACAAACUUCAGCCCUUGACAGACCCCCAGCCCCUGGCAUUGAGCACCAACUGUACCAAGGCUGACUUCUGUCUCUUCUAUGUAUCACCUGUACUGACAAUCAAUGGCAAACAAGUUCUCAUCCAGGGUGAGUUAGACAAGUGGGUGCCCAUGUCACCCCAGAGAGUGACGGACAUCAACAUUGCCGAUGACAUCACCAUCAGCCUCACUGGAGCUGCCCACGAAACUGUCUCCUUCUGGUUCAACGUGGAUGGUAAAUCUUCAUCUGUGACCUGUACCCUCGGAGCAGGAGGACUAGCCACCCUUAGUUUCACAGCAGGCUCAUGUCGUGGUGUUUAACGAACUUUGAAAAUAGCACUUCAAAAAAACGCUGGUCGUUGGAAUACCUCGCCAUCGCCAUAUAUACUUUCAAUAUAUAAAAUUGCUCAUUUUAUACGAAGGUUGCUUUCCCCUGAGUGCAAGUGAAUAAACAUUGUAUAAACAUU
Haliotis rubra (blacklip abalone) is the source of this 2494-nucleotide messenger RNA. RefSeq lists its product as uncharacterized. Lineage: Eukaryota; Metazoa; Mollusca; Gastropoda; Lepetellida; Haliotidae. The record is from RefSeq and is a predicted model, not a curated record. The transcript has 18 exons. Bases 30 to 2348 code for a protein of 772 amino acids.